Messenger RNA from Oncorhynchus nerka (sockeye salmon), 6757 nucleotides. Its product is annotated as bifunctional heparan sulfate N-deacetylase/N-sulfotransferase 1-like. Bases 733 to 3411 code for a protein of 892 amino acids. The transcript has 16 exons. The record is from RefSeq and is a predicted model, not a curated record. Lineage: Eukaryota; Metazoa; Chordata; Actinopteri; Salmoniformes; Salmonidae. Gene Ontology annotation, molecular function: heparan sulfate N-sulfotransferase activity; deacetylase activity. Gene Ontology annotation, cellular component: Golgi apparatus.
GGUGAAGGAGGGUGGCGAGUCCUCAUGUUUCUCUCCACCAGUAACAAACCACAUCUAAACCGGGACGCCCCAAUACUGGUAAAGCUAGCUACUGCUGAUGUCAAACUCGAGAUCCAGAUUGUAUACACCAAGCUGGUCGUGUCGGCGAAACAAUCAAGUGGGCGUGCCCGUCUGGUGUGUCUGUGAGGAACAUUAGUCUAUAUCACCAAAUACACCAGGGUCCCCUGACCUGAAGCCUGUUCAUAUCUGAUGCUCUUUCAAAAGAGAGAGUACCACCGCACUGUGGCUGGAGAUUUUGUUUUAAGGAAGAGAACCCCCCCCACCGUUUGGAAAAGGGUCUCCUGGAGAAUGCUUUGGGGAUGACCUGCUGGAAGAGCAGCACCUUGCUGGACUACCCGUGUGACUCCAGAGAACCAUCUUCCGUCACCACCUCUGUCCUUCUACAAGUCCUAUAGAGAGCCCCAGGAUUUAGAGCGUAAGCGUUGUCGGGGGGGUGGGGAGGGCAGGGGGCUGGUGGAUGGGUUAAAGGCACAUAUCCCUGUCUGCCAGAGAGCCACCCACCCACACUGAUGGUGUCCCCUGCCUAUGUUGCUCCCACCACCCCUUGGCAAUGGUGACAUGAGUACGUAAUGUGGAGGAGCCUAUUGUAUUUUUGAGGAAGAAUCUCUACCACCUACCAUUACAUUCGGAUUGUUUUCGCCGUACACUCUGGGACUGAGUCUGUGCGGGGUGAUGUUGCUGCCGUCAUGCGGUCGCCUCCGGCGGCUCUUCCGUCAGUCUCACUCCCUCACUCUCCAGACCAGCCUCCUGCUCCUCUUCCUCUUCUGCAUGGUGAGCGUCCUGGUCUCCGCCUACUUCCUCUACGGAGUCAAGCGGGAGCUGGAACCGGCGGCGGGGGGCAUGGGAGGGCCGGAGGAGGGCACUGCUGACUGGGACGACCGCCGUGCCGCCACACCCUCCACCUCCUCCCGGGCGCUCCCUGCACACACGGCCAGGCCCUCAGAUGUAUUGCGCACUGACCCUGUGGUGCUGGUGUUUGUGGAGAGCCUAUACUCCCAGCUGGGACAGGACAUUGUGGCCAUCCUGGAGUCUGGCCGCUUCCUCUACCGAACCGAGAUGGCCCCGGGAAAGGGGGACAUGCCCACCCUGACAGACAAGGACAGAGGCCGUUUCACGCUGGUCAUCUAUGAGAACAUCCUGAAGUAUGUCAACCUGGACGCUUGGAACAGAGACCUGCUAGACAAGUACUGUGUGGAGUAUGGAGUGGGCAUCAUAGGCUUCUUUAAGGCCAAUGAGAACAGCCUACUUAGUGCCCAGUUGAAGGGCUUCCCCCUCUUCCUCCAUUCCAACCUGGGCCUGAGGGACUGCAGUGUCAACCCCAAGUCCCCCCUGCUCCUCAUCACUAAGGCCCGGGAGGUGGAGCGAGGCCCCCUACCCGGAGAUGACUGGACUGUCUUCCAGUCCAACCACUCUACCUACGAGCCUGUUCUCUUAGCCAGGACCCGGGUACCUGACCUGGGCAUGUCUGGGGUGGGUAGCAGCCCCCUCCAUGCCUCUGUUGUCCAGGACCUGGGGCUUCACGACGGCAUCCAGCGGGUGCUCUUCGGCAACAACCUCAACUUCUGGCUGCACAAGCUGGUGUUUGUGGACGCUGUGGCCUUCCUUACGGGCAAGAGGCUGUCUCUGUCUCUAGAUCGCUACCUGCUGGUGGACAUCGAUGACAUCUUCGUGGGCAAGGAGGGCACCCGCAUGAAGGUCUCAGAUGUCAAGGCCCUACUGGAGACCCAGAAUGACCUCCGAACCUCCGUCCCCAACUUCACCUUCAACCUGGGCUUCUCUGGGAAGUUCUUCCAUACUGGUACAGAUGAGGAGGACCUGGGGGAUGACCUGCUCCUCUCCUAUGGGAAGGAGUUCUGGUGGUUCCCCCACAUGUGGAGUCACAUGCAGCCCCACCUCUUCCACAACCAGUCGGUGCUAGCUGAACAGAUGCUCCUCAACAGGAGGUUUGCACAGGAGCAUGGCAUCCCCACCAACAUGGGCUACGCGGUGGCUCCCCACCACUCUGGGGUGUACCCCGUCCACGUCCAGCUGUACGACGCUUGGAAGAAGGUGUGGGGCAUCAAGGUGACCAGCACGGAGGAGUACCCCCACCUCAAACCUGCCCGCUUCAGACGAGGCUUCUACCACAGUGGCAUCAGUGUGCUGCCGAGGCAGACGUGUGGCCUGUUUACUCACACUAUCUUCUACAACGAGUAUCCUGGAGGACCCAAGGAGCUGGACAAACUCAUCAAUGGAGGGGAGCUCUUCCUCACAGUGCUCCUCAACCCGAUCAGCAUCUUCAUGACCCACCUGUCCAACUACGGGAACGACCGUCUGGGUCUGUACACCUUUAGGAACCUGGUGAAGUUCCUCCAGACAUGGACUAACCUGCGGCUGCAGACCCUGGCGCCUGUGCAGCUGGCCCAGCGUUACUUGCAGAUCUUUCCAGAGGAGAGGGACCCCAUCUGGCAGGACCCCUGUGAGGACAAAAGGCACAAAGACAUCUGGUCCAAAGAGAAGACAUGCGACCGAUUCCCUAAGCUGCUCAUAAUUGGACCACAGAAGACAGGCACCACAGCCCUUUAUCUGUUCUUGGGGAUGCAUCCUGAUCUGACCAGUAACUACCCCAGCAAGGAGACCUUUGAGGAGAUCCAAUUCUUCAGUGGCCACAGCUACCACAGAGGCAUCGACUGGUACAUGGAGUACUUUCCACUACCCUCCAACACCAGCUCAGACUUUUACUAUGAGAAGAGCGCCAACUACUUUGACUCGGAGGUGGCUGCACGGCGGGCGGCUGCCCUUCUGCCCAAGGCCAAAAUAAUCACCAUCCUCAUCAACCCUGCAGACAGGGCAUACUCAUGGUACCAGCACCAACGUGCCCAUGAUGACUCAGUCGCCCUGAAGUAUACUUUCCAUGAUGUCAUCACUGCUGGCCAUGACGCCCCCAUCAAGCUGCGGGUGCUCCAGAACCGCUGUCUGGUGCCGGGGUUCUACGCCACCCACCUGGACCGCUGGCUUAGCCACUACCACAUCAGCCAGAUCCUGGUUCUGGAUGGUCAGGUGCUGAGGACAGAGCCUGCUGCAGUGAUGGACAAGAUCCAGAAGUUCCUUGAGCUGACAAACACACUGAACUACCACAAUAUUCUAGCGUUUGAUCCCAAAAAAGGGUUCUGGUGCCAGUUGUUAGACGGAGGAAAGACCAAAUGUCUGGGCAAGAGUAAAGGACGGAGAUACCCCGACAUGGACACAGAUUCUCGCUCCUUCCUUAGGGAGCACUACAGGGACAACAACAUAGAGUUGUCCAAGCUGCUCUAUAAGAUGGGCCAGCCUCUGCCCAGCUGGCUCAGGGAGGAGCUGCUCCACACCAGGUAGCCUCAGCACGGCCGUAGACACGAGGACAGAGACACCACCCCAACCUGACCCUUCUGUCCCCCACAGAGGGGGAUGCACGUGCUCGCCCCUCGGCUCCAGCUAUUCACCGCCAUGCGGACUGACCAGGAGCUGAGGAAGGCAGGAGAGACAGGCCCCCCCAUGCCAAGUCAGCCCAGCUGUUCCCAGUGGCCCCCAGGGACCCUAGCAUGGGGUGUGGGCCCUCAGGAGGGAGAAGAGGCAAAGGUGAAGGAGAGACAUGAACUGAGUUUAGGAUUGUUCUACUUCCUUCUCAGAGAGAAUGACGCUGGGGCAAAGAGAGAAGAGGGAGGGAUCCCUCAACGGGGACUGAUGUUAUUGUUCCAUCACUGAAGUUUGCACUCUCUCAGACAGACGGAGACAGACAAGGAAGACGACGUCAUUUCUCUGUGCCUGUCAUGAACAAUACAUUAGCCAAUAAUGGAUAUUCAAGUGCCAGAGUGGAAUGUUCAUUUGAAAGUAUUUCUGAAUUUAUAUUUUCAUAAUUAACACUCAUAUACUGCUGGAUGUCUGUAUUUGUUUCCGAGGUGUUGUGGUUGCACAACGCAUCUGUCGAGCCUUGUAUGUUCUUUUUAACUGUUCCAUGUUUUUAAUCUGUGUUCAUCUGAAAACCUAACUGGAGCCCAUGUAUUGCUACCACAUACCACACUGACCCUUGACCUUUAUCAACUCAAAUUACAUUUGGUUGUCUGAGACCUUCAAUUGAAUGAAUUCACAGUGGAUUAAAAACAGUCAAAUCCAUAAUGAUAUACGAGACAAGCUGGCCUUGCCUUGGUCAGUGGAAUGUUCCCGCUUGUCCUUGGUUGUAACUUCCUUUAAUAAUGAAAUAUUGAAACCCAUUCCUAAAUACAGCUGAUCCUACCAUGUCUGUAGAGUACACUGCACACUGAACGUAAAUGUGACAUGAGAAAUGUAGCUGCAUGUUAAAUAGCUUUCAGGUAGACAUUGCAAUUUAUCACUGAGGAGAUGCGCAUCAUCAUCGCCAUCCGAUGUGUUACUGUACCGAGCAGAUCUCUUUGUUUCCACUAGUGAUGGCAGAGCAAGUGGAGCAUGAUGUUGACUGGGUUUUUUUACAUUUAUUUUGACAGCAGGUUAAUGUUAUAAUCCGCAUAAUAAUUCACAUUUCCUAUUACUGACGGAUUAUUUUCUGGCUCAAAUUAAGAUCCUACAUCUGUAAAUUUGCAGUAAUGCGCCUCUUAUAUUUGCACUUCUCAUUCUUAUCAAAUGCCUUACCAAUUUAAGACUAAAUUCAGUUUUGAAUUAUUGAUUAAAAACAUUAAGCACUACAUUUUUAUUUAGCAUUUAUUUUGACAGGGAGUCGAUGUUGAGACCAAGGUCUAUUUAACAGAUGAGCCUUGUAUAGCACAACAAUACACAUCAAAAUACAAUAUGCACCUUAAACGUCACAUUCAUAUACACAACAAUACACGUUAAGUAAACUGACACAUUCUCCAGUAAAAAGGUCCCCUAACAACUGCCUGAAAGGCCCUAGAGCAGGCCUGGGCAAUCCCAGUCCUCGGGAGCCUGAUUGGUGUCACACUUUCCCCCAUCCCUGGGAAACACAGCUGAUUUAAACUAAUUGCAUUCUAAACUGAAGAUCUUUAUUAUUGGAGUCAGGUGUGUUGGCUGGGGGAAAAGUGUGACACAUCAGGCCCCCGAGGACUGGAAUUGCUCAGGCCUGCCCUAGAGGCACCAAUUCCUCCCAUGUUAAAGUGUAUUGUAGAACAUUCCACGUGUAAGGUACAACAAAAUUAAAAGCAGGUCUCCCCAACUCAGUGGAGAUGGAAGGGAUCGCCAGAGUUCUCCAUCCCUGAGUCAGGUAGCCCGUACAUCUAUAUGUUAUUAAUGAGGUAAGGACUCCUGGUCUUUCCCAACUCAACUCAAGCUAAAUCCCCACCUGAUUUGUUCCUCCUACUGUUCCUGUAAAAUUGGGCUAUGUGAGAGAAUAGAAUGGAAGGUUUUCUGUUGAUUUAUUCCACUGAGGAAGUCUACUGGUUCCCUUAGCCAUAAUGUCCUAGUUAACAGUUAGACAACAUCACAGUCUCCCCUUUCACCUACAGUAGAAUGACUUGGCCACAUGCUAAAUCCAACACAGGAUGUUGAGGAUCGUCAGUCAACAGCGACAUGUCUCUAGCUCGGCAGCCUUUAGCUGCAGUGGUGAAGUUGAUGUAGUAUUUAGUAUGCCCUUUGAACCGAAGCCUACUGGGUCAGUUGAUAGUGUAAAUGGACGCCUGUAAGAAGUGGUCCUUAUCUGUCCCUGUAUGCUGGCUCUUAGAGGUUCACUCUCUGUCCCGUCAUCCUCGUGGUUUAUUUAUCACCACAGCUUGUGGUCCUAGCUCAUUUCAAAGAGUCCAAUCAGGAGAGUUUUAGUGUUCUGCAAAGACUUGGGCGAAAAUGAAAGGAGGUGGAAUUGGAUUUUGACGCUGUAAAAUGAAGCAUUCUGAGGAGCUGGUGUUUUCUGUACAGGACACACAGGGCUUUCUUUUCUCCAGUUAUUAGUCAAGGUUAGAGGAAUGUGAACUCGCAUCGUUUCAUCUGUUAGUUGCUAUACAGAUACAAAGCAUCUAAACAUAUAUGGGGGUUUAAUGACAUUUCUUUAUUGUAUUACAGUUCCAGUAUGUACAGACACGAUGUCCUCUGAAUCCGUUCUCUCCCAGAAGCACUGUAUAUAUUCCUCAACACGAGGUGUUAGAAGGUUCUGCUACAACUUUCCUGUUAAGGAGAACAGUCCUUGUUUGUGGUAGGAAUUUUGCAGGGCUCUAUUUUCUAUUUUGUAUUACUUGGACUCUUGUAAGGAAGUGUGUGGACUUACGAGUCCAUUCUAGAUGAAUUGUAUGUAAGGUACUGAAUCAUGCACCCUGUGUGGUGAUACACGGAUGCACAAAUGCUGCUCUCAUUUCAAUUUCCUCGAGGAGCUGUAAUAUAUUCACGUUUCCUUUUUUUUGUCUUGAGCCGUUUUACAACUUCCUGUGACUUGAGCCAUUUUACAAUGCAAUAUGUGGUACAAGUGUUCUGGUUCCAAGUAUCAGGGAGGGUGUUGUUGUUCCAGCCUAUACAUUACAGUCAGGAGAUGAGCCCAGCACAUCUCAUGUCUGGGCUGUUCCUUCUUUACCCCAACCCAGCAAAUGUCCUAGUGUUGUACUUUCAAAGAUUCUGUAUGACAAUUUAUGAGUAGUAAUUGUUAAUUAGCUAUAAGGAAAUAAUCAUCUGGACUGUACAAUCAACCAAUUGUUAAUUUUUUUUAAAAUUGUUGGUAGCUAAUAUUUUUGUGAUUUUUAAUUUACAAAUAAAGAAACCACUGUUUUUUAAA